Messenger RNA from Centruroides sculpturatus (bark scorpion), 1149 nucleotides. RefSeq names its product protein SDE2 homolog. NCBI's taxonomy places the organism in Eukaryota, Metazoa, Arthropoda, Arachnida, Scorpiones, Buthidae. Gene Ontology annotation, molecular function: acylphosphatase activity. The coding region runs from base 1 to 1080 and encodes 359 amino acids. Gene Ontology annotation, cellular component: nucleus. The record is from RefSeq and is a predicted model, not a curated record. The transcript is spliced from 7 exons.
AUGGAGAAAAAUAAAGGUACAGGGGCACUUACAGAUAUUCUUUCUUGUAAAUGUGUGGAGAAAGUCCAACCUGAUAGUCCGGGAUGCGUGUCGAGAAAGAAGUCUAUGAAAAUGAUGAGCAAAGGUUAUCCUAAAGAAAUCUUAAAAGUUAUUUAUAAUGGACAUUAUGUUGAUAACCAGUGUACAGUUGCAAACAAUGGCAUUGUUCACAUCUCCCUCACAUUGCUGGGAGGGAAAGGAGGAUUCGGUUCUAUGUUACGAGCUAUUGGGGCCCAGAUAGAGAAAACAACAAAUAGAGAAGCCUGUAGAGAUCUGAGUGGAAGAAGGUUAAGAGAUAUUAAUGAAGAACAGAGAUUAAAGAGAUGGAUUGCUAAAAAAGCAGAACGUGAGAGAGAAGCAGCAGAAAGAAGAAAAAAGAAACUAGAGAAGUUACGUUGUCCUCCAAAACACGAUUUUCAUGAUUCUGAAUAUGACAGGGAAAGAAGGGAUAUGGCAGAACGUAUUGAUGAUGCACUUACACAUGGACUUAAAACAUCCAACAAAAGAAAACCAGAUGAUGAAUUAGCUGUUCCAAAGAAGAAAUGUUUAUGGCUGGGAGUUGAUAUUACCGAACAAGUAGAUUCGGAUAGUGAUAACGAAGAAUCUAAUGAAGAAUUGUCGUCUGACAGUAUUAAUGAAAUAGGAGAGAAAAGUGAAGAUAGUGAAAGGAGCCAAGAUUCUGUACCACCUGUAAAUAAUUCUGUUUCAUCUGAAGUUACAGAUGCAAAGCCAUCGUUUUCAAAUGAGACAGAUCAGUGCAAAGAAAACAUGACUUCUACCAAAUCCACUUCUGACAAUUCUUUUGAAUCUAUUAAUUAUGCCAAAGAUAUGUGCAACAGGUUGGGUCUGAAAGGAUGGAUUCGUAUGAGUAAGUGGGGUACAGUCGUUGGACAGAUUCAAGGCGUGAAGGAUAGAAUAGAUGAAAUGGCUCUAUGGCUAAGAUUGCAGGGCAGUCCCGGUGCCAGGAUAGAUCAGUGUGAUUUUCGCAACUGGCAAGUCAUAGACACCAUGGAGUAUCGACACUUUAAUGUCCGCUUCUGAUUAUUUUGUAUACGGACAGAACCUGUGUAACACGUCCAUCUGAAGAAAUAAAACUGUAAUUUACGUAAA